This is a messenger RNA of Diplodia corticola, 2160 nucleotides long. Its product is annotated as glycoside hydrolase family 51 protein. The record is from RefSeq and is a predicted model, not a curated record. The transcript has 3 exons. NCBI's taxonomy places the organism in Eukaryota, Fungi, Ascomycota, Dothideomycetes, Botryosphaeriales, Botryosphaeriaceae. Gene Ontology annotation, biological process: L-arabinose metabolic process. Bases 1 to 2160 code for a protein of 719 amino acids. Gene Ontology annotation, molecular function: alpha-L-arabinofuranosidase activity.
AUGUUGAGCUCGUUCUCUGUGGGCCUCUUUGGCCUGGCCAUUCUCUUGCCAUCCACUCAUGCUCGCAUUCCGCGGCUACCACGCCAGGUUUCAGCUCCUCAAUUCAUCAAUGCCACGGCCACCAAUGUCAGCAGUGUUGCGCUGUCGAUCAACACCAAGGACACGUCGCUCCGCAACACUACAGCGCCAUACCUCUAUGGCUUGAUGCACGAGGACAUCAGCCAUUCGGGCGACGGCGGCAUCUAUGCUGAGCUGCUCACCAACAGGGCCUUUCAAGGUUCAAAUGUCGAGCCGCGUACAGUAGAUGGCCUCAUCGGCAAUGUCAUUGUCGACAGUGAGAACCCAGUCGUCCCCUACGGGCCGGUCCUGACCGGAUGGGCACCCAUUGGAGAUGUGCGGUUGACACUGGACGUGCUCCACCCCCUCUCCGACGCUCUCCCCACCGUUCUUCAGGUCGACAUUCCAGCGAACGCCACUGGGGAGGUUGGUAUCCUGAACUACGGGUGGUGGGGAAUGGACGUAUCCCCUCAGACAUACAACGCUUCCUUCUACGUCUUGGCCAACGAGCCGCGAUACUACAACAACCAGACAACCUUCACCGUCUCAUUGAGGUCUAACCUUACGGGAGAGACCUUCGUUUCGGAGCAGAUUGGGCCUGUGACCGUCUCGACUUUCGACUACACCCAGCUAAACGCUUCGAUAGUCAACACUGUCACGGCCCCCAACUCGAACAACACCUUUGCUCUCACCAUGGAUGCUUCUGACGUCGCCGGCCAGACUCUGUACUUCGGGCUCUUCUCGCUCUUCCCCGAGACCUUCAAGGACCGGCCAAAUGGUCUGCGGAAGGACAUCGCUCAGGCCUUCUACGAUAUGAAGCCGCAGUUUCUGCGCUUUCCUGGUGGUAACAACCUCGAGGGCGUCUCUGUGGAUACGCGCUGGAAGUGGUGGAAGACAAUCGGCCCGCUCAAGGACCGUGCUGGCCGACCCGGCAACUGGAACUACUUCAACACUGAUGGACUCGGCCUUAUGGAAUACCUUGAGUGGUGUGAGGAUAUGGAGAUUGAGCCCGUGCUCGCUGUCUACGCUGGUUUCUCGCUUGAUAUCUGGGGUCAAGCUGGCAUGGACUGGCCACAGGACAGAAUGCCUGAAGUCCUCCAGGAGGCGAUUGACGAGCUUGAGUUUUGCAUGGGUGAUACCUCGACCAAGUGGGGUGCCAAGCGCGCUGAAUUUGGACACCCGGAGCCGUUCAACAUCAAGUUCGUCGAGAUUGGCAAUGAGGAUUGGUUCUCCUCCACCUAUCCGCGCAGGUUCACGUUCAUGUACGAAGGCCUGAAAGCUGCGUACCCCAACAUCACUUACAUUUCCACGGCCUACAACGAAAACUCCGAGUACACCAUUGACAUCCCUGCCGGCGCCUAUUGGGACACUCACCACUAUGAGGAACCAAGCUAUUUCCUUAGCAACUUUGACUUCUACGACAACUGGCAAACCGACACCGAGAACGAAGACGUCGGUGUGUUGCUCGGGGAGUUCAGCGUCUACCAGCUUGACACGCCCGAUGGUGUUGUCAACUUCUCCAACCCGGCGGAUGUCCACGUGUUCUACCCGCGUAUGAUCUCUGCGAUUGCGGAAGGUGUUUACGCGCUGGGUGGCGAACGCAACCCGAAGACGGUCAAGCUCAGCAGCUACGCUCCCAGCCUGCAGAACCGAAACUGGUACAACUGGACCCCCAACAUGAUUAGCUUCGAGGCCGACCCCACCAAAACCGUGCUCAGCACCAGCUACUGGCAGCAGCUGCUGUUCGCACACUACCGGGGGACUGAGACCCUGCCUGUCACCAACUCGCAGGGCGACUUCAACCCGGUUUACUGGCAGAGCAGCAUCGAGGAAACCACUGGUUCAGUCUAUCUGAAGGUCAUCAAUGCUGGCAACCAGACGAUGCCUCUAAGUGUCACCAUCGACGCUGCAUACAGCAAGGUUAACGGCACCAUCAUGCAGCACGACGACCUCAACGGUUUCAACUUUGUAAACAACCAAACGGCUAUCGUGCCUUAUCCGCUGGGCGCCAACGGCACUGCGCUGCCUGCCAAAUCUUCCAAUGGAAGCUUCAUCUGGACUGUACCAAUUCACUCCAUCACUGUUCUGCAGUUUGACCUGUGA